AAAAACACGCUGACACAAUCGACUUUAACUAUAAAUGCGUAAAUGUACAACUUGCCUUAGUUACUUGCUAAGUGUUUUGAUACCAGCGGACUCAGCAAGCGGUCUAGUAGAGCUAGCAGGCGGACUCUGUCCCGGUGGUUUCCUGACAGCUGCAAUAGGAAGUUCCUGCUCGUACAAAAGCUAAUGUUUCACACACUCCCGUGUUUUUGGUGGUAAACUAGCCGAGUUAGCCGCCUAGCUCCCCGGCUGGGACAUGAAUAAGGCAUUGUUCGCUGUGAGACGGUUUGUGUCACCGAGACGUGCUGUGAGUUUGUCUGCUGCGUGUUGUCAGGUGAUGAGCAACCCGGAGGAAAUAGCCCGACUCUACCGGGAGAUCAGCAUCUUCCCUUCGCUGAGCAGAGCCGACGUGGGACCUGUCGUCACCUCCCAGUAUGGAGGCAAAUACAGCAACAUCUACACAGAGUGGAGCCAACGUGACCUGGAGAGGAAUGAGAAUGUCAAGUUUUGCCGGCAGUACAUUGUAUUCCACGAUGAUAAGUCGGUGGUCUUCUCUGGAGCUUCAGGAAACUGCACUGAGAUUAAAGGAGAGUUGUUGAGCAAGGAUUCCCCGUCAGGUGAUAUGAAGGCUGUUGUCAGAGAGUGUAAAAUCAAAGCGGAGGACAAACAGUUUCUGGAGAUCUGGAGUAAAAACAUCAAGAUGAAGAGCAUCGAUCUAACAGCCCUAAAGAAGCACGGCAAAGUCUAUGAAGACGAGCAAUUUGGCUGCUUGGUUUGGUCCCACUCUGAGACCCACCUUCUGUAUGUGGCGGAGAGAAAGAGGCCCAAGGCAGAAUCCUUCUUUCAGACUGUGUCACCAGAGCUGUCUUCUAUUGGGGACGAGGAGGAAACCAUGAGAGAGGAGAAAAAGGAGACUGUAAAGGGGGAGCAGUUUGUCCUCCGUGAGGACUGGGGAGAAGCACUGGUUAGUAAGAACUGCCCGGUGCUUUGCGUUUUGGACAUCGAGGGCGACAACGUCUCUGUGCUUGAAGGUGUGCCUGAAAAUAUCUCACCUGGACAGGCAUUUUGGGCUCCAGGUGACACAGGUGUGGUGUUUGUAGGCUGGUGGCAUGAGCCUUUCAGACUUGGCCUCAAGUACUGCCCCAACAGGAGGUCGUCUUUAUUCUAUGUGGACCUCACUGGGGGGAAAUGUGAGCAGCUGUCAUCAGGCACCAGUGCAGUGUAUUCCCCCAGGAUGAGUCCAGACCAGUGUCGAAUUGUCUACUUGGAAUGUUCUGUCUACGGCCCACAUAUGCAGUGCAGCAAGCUCUGUAUGUAUGACUGGUAUACCAAGAAAACCUCAGUGGUGGUGGAUGUGGUACAGCGACCUGGAGAAGAUGGCUUCACUGGUCUCUACAGCUCUCAGUUGUCCCCUCAAUGCUGGUCAGCCGAUAGUCAGAGUGUUCUUUUAGCUUGUCCUCAGCGCAGCCGCAAGGACCUGUUGAUGGUGGAUAUAAGCACAGGGAAAGUCACCUCUCUGACUUCAAAGUGUGAUGCUGGGAACUGGUGUCUGCUGAGCAUAGAGAGAGAUCUAAUGGUUGUCAGCUUCUCUUCUCCUAACUACCCCCCAAGUCUGAGGGUUGGUUUCCUUCCGGCCAGAGAUUCUCAGGAGCAAAUUGAGUGGGUGACUUUGGAAGACUCUCAGGUGUUACCAGAUAUUCACUGGCAGAUCUUGACCUUCACCCCUCCCCCAGAUCAAGACAACAGUCAAUACUCUGGCCUUGACUUUGAAGCUUUGUUGAUCAAACCAAAGGAGGUGAAGGAUGGAGUGAAGUUGCCUCUUAUCGUCACUCCUCAUGGGGGUCCCCACUCAGUGAUUGUAGCCGAAUGGCUUCUGUCGUCCUCUGUGCUGUGCAGGAUGGGCUUUGCUGUACUGCUGGUGAACUAUCGUGGCUCCCUUGGAUAUGGCCAGGACAGUAUCCUCUCAUUACCCGGCAAUGCUGGCAACCAGGAUGUCAAAGAUGUUCAAUUUGCUGUUGAAAGUGUUCUGAAAGGUGAUGAAUUUGACGCGCAGAGAGUGGCACUUUCAGGAGGCUCCCACGGUGGUUUCCUGGCCUGUCAUCUGAUCGGCCAGUACCCAGCAUUCUACAAGGCCUGCGUGGCUCGCAACCCUGUCAUCAAUUUGGCUUCAAUGAUUGGCAGCACAGACAUCCCAGACUGGUGCAUGGUCACGGCUGGCUUCAACUACAGCACAGACUGUUUACCUGACCCUACUGUUUGGGAACAGAUGUUGAACAAGUCCCCCAUUAAACACGUGACACAGGUACAGACCCCGGUUCUGCUUCUCCUGGGGGAAGAUGACAAGCGUGUUCCGAACAAGCAGGGAAUCGAGUAUUACAGGGCGCUGAAAGCAAAGCAGGUUCCAGUCCGGCUGCUGUGGUACCAAGGGAACAACCACUCUCUCUCCAAGGUGGAUGCCGAGUCUGACGGCUUCAUGAACUCCGCUCUAUGGAUAAUUCAACACUUGAGUCAGUGACAGUAAAUAUCAGACAAAUGUAUGGUAGUGAACUAGUGCUGUCGUUGAUGCCAGGAAAAGGUAGCAGGACACUGCUGUGUGUCAAGGGUAUGAUGCUUCUGUUUUCAAGACAGUGUGGGGUCCAUUGCAAAGCCAAAGCUCUGAAUGUGCUGUCCAACCAGAACACACUACAUGUUCAUGUACCUGUAUUCUCUGUGGUCCAAUGAUGAUUGCCACAAUUACUUUCAAUUAUUGUGAAAAAAAUUGUUUUAUCACAAUACAUGAAUACAGGCACUUUUGAUUCUGCAUUUUUUUUUUGCUACUGUUUUUAAAUACAAUAUGAAGGUUUUUUUUCUGUUUGUUUCCAUUAACAAGGGAAAGGAAUUUGGUAAUCACUCUCUGUUCACUUUUACUGCUUGAAAACAAAAAUCACUUUCUCUCUUUGUUUCAUGGAUUUCCUGAUUCAGUGCACUUAAUAAAAUGAUUGUGAAAAUA
Molecule: messenger RNA, 2986 nt
Organism: Hippoglossus stenolepis (Pacific halibut)
Lineage: Eukaryota; Metazoa; Chordata; Actinopteri; Pleuronectiformes; Pleuronectidae
Gene: apeh1
Product: acylaminoacyl-peptide hydrolase
Exons: 22
Coding region: 254-2512 (752 amino acids)
Biological process (GO): proteolysis
Molecular function (GO): serine-type endopeptidase activity
Source: RefSeq, a predicted model, not a curated record